Messenger RNA from Nanorana parkeri, 3090 nucleotides. It is a transcript of the gene KLHL13, whose product is annotated as kelch like family member 13. The record is from RefSeq and is a predicted model, not a curated record. Gene Ontology annotation, biological process: regulation of cytokinesis; protein ubiquitination. Gene Ontology annotation, molecular function: ubiquitin-protein transferase activity; cullin family protein binding. The transcript is spliced from 7 exons. The coding region runs from base 559 to 2508 and encodes 649 amino acids. Lineage: Eukaryota; Metazoa; Chordata; Amphibia; Anura; Dicroglossidae. Gene Ontology annotation, cellular component: Cul3-RING ubiquitin ligase complex.
AAGCGCCUGAAUUGCUGUUUAUUUGCUGCUCUCGGUCUGAAAUCUUCUUGUCAGUCAGCAGCCUCUGGAGGUCAGCAAACCGAGCAUAGAGCUGCAGAGUGGCCCCAGAUGGACACCUGCAUGCCUGGCUUCCCUGUCAGUACUUUAGGCAAUUUGUGAUCUGUUCAGGGGGAGGGGUGAGCAUUGAAUUAGAUUGUUGAUAACGUCCCUACAAGGACUGCUAUUAAGAGCACGCUUCCCUGCUGCAGAAGACACAGAUAUCCCUGAAUCCACAGCAUGUUAGCCGUACGAGAUUUUCCUUUUCCAGAAUGUGGCACAAGACUAGGGAAAUGAGAGCCAUCAGCACAGCCGUACGUUCUGCAGAAAUGUGCACCACUUCAUCGUUACAAUUUUGCAUCCCAGUGAAGGAUUAAAAGGACCGAUCAUUUUUUUUUUUUCUCUCUCUUCUCUUCCCCCCUUCAUAAUGGCACUCUUGCAUUGUUUGACCAGAGCUUGCUCCCGAGGAAGACAGGCUGCUGAAUUUAGCCACUGAUCACUCACAAGCCCUGGCCUAAGGCUAUGCUGAGAUUUAUAUCCCAUUUGUAUUGUUGCAGCUCAAAGGGAGAAUGUUCAGAGGAUGACAAGUGUAUUCUGAGUAGAUCUUUGGUAGAAGAGGAGGACCCUCAUUUGAAAGUCUCUCUUGGGAACACCGAUAUGGGUGUGUCUGCUCACCUUCAGUCUUCAAAGACGGGCACAACUCGCUUCUUCACCAGCAAUACUCAUAGUUCAGUGGUGUUACAGGGUUUUGAUCAGUUACGAAUAGAAGGGUUGCUCUGUGACGUUACACUUGUGCCAGGCGAUGGCGAUGAAAUCUUUCCAGUUCACCGAGCCAUGAUGGCUUCCUCAAGCGAUUACUUCAAAGCCAUGUUUACAGGUGGAAUGAAGGAACAAGACUUAAUGUGCAUUAAAUUACACGGCGUGAACAAAAUUGGAUUAAAGAAAAUUAUUGAUUUCAUUUACACUGCAAAACUUUCCCUGAAUAUGGAAAAUCUUCAAGAUACACUGGAGGCUGCAAGCUUUUUACAGAUACUGCCUGUGCUGGACUUCUGCAAAGUGUUUCUUAUAUCUGGGGUCACUCUGGACAACUGCGUAGAGAUUGGACGCAUUGCAAACACCUACAAUCUCACUGAAGUUGAUAAAUAUGUCAAUAACUUUAUUUUGAAAAAUUUCCCACCCUUAUUAACUACUGGGGAGUUUGUGAAGCUCCCAUAUGAACGACUUGCCUUUGUGCUCUCUAGUAAUAGCCUUAAGCAUUGUAGCGAGCUUGAACUUUUCAAAGCAGCCUGCCGUUGGCUGCGUUACGAAGAUUCGCGUAUGGAAUAUGCUGCAAAAAUAAUGAAGAACAUCAGAUUUCCCCUCAUGUCGCCACAAGACCUUAUCAAUCACAUACAAACUGUUGACUUCAUGAGAACUGACAAUACUUGUGUUAAUUUACUUUUGGAAGCAAGCAAUUACCAAAUGAUGCCGUACAUGCAACCAGUCAUGCAGUCUGAAAGAACUGCCAUCCGCUCAGAUAACACCCACUUGGUGACGUUGGGGGGAGUUUUAAGGCAGCAGCUGGUGGUUAGCAAAGAGCUGCGGAUGUACGACGAGAAAGGACAUGAGUGGAAAUCUUUAGCUCCCAUGGAUGCUCCCCGUUACCAGCAUGGAAUAGCCGUCAUUGGCAAUUUUCUGUAUGUGGUCGGUGGCCAAAGUAAUUAUGACACAAAAGGAAAAACCGCUGUGGAUACUGUGUUUCGAUUUGACCCACGAUACAACAAGUGGAUGCAAGUGGCUUCUUUGAAUGAAAAACGUACCUUUUUCCACCUAAGUGCCCUGAAAGGUCAUCUGUAUGCAGUCGGCGGUCGCAAUGCAGCUGGUGAACUCGCCACCGUAGAGUGUUACAACCCCAGAACAAAUGAAUGGAACUAUGUUGCGAAAAUGAAUGAGCCCCACUAUGGCCAUGCGGGGACUGUAUUCGGUGGACUCAUGUACAUUUCAGGUGGAAUUACGCAUGACACUUUCCAGAAGGAACUGAUGUCCUUCGACCCAGAUACAGACAAAUGGACUCAGAAAGCUCCUAUGACAACGGUUCGCGGCUUGCACUGCAUGUGCACCGUGGGAGACAGACUUUAUGUCAUUGGUGGCAAUCAUUUCAGAGGAACUAGUGAUUACGAUGAUGUCCUCAGCUGCGAGUACUACUCUCCGUCUUUGGACCAGUGGACUCCAAUUGCGGCAAUGUUACGUGGACAAAGUGACGUUGGAGUUGCAGUUUUUGAGAACAAAAUUUAUGUUGUUGGAGGAUAUUCUUGGAACAAUAGGUGUAUGGUUGAAAUUGUCCAGAAGUAUGACCCCGAAAAAGAUGAAUGGCACAAAGUAUUUGAUCUACCGGAAUCCCUUGGGGGUAUCCGGGCUUGUACUCUAACAGUUUUUCCACCGGAGGACAACAGUUGUUCACCAUCUCGGGAAUCCCCGCUCUCAGCACCUUGAAAACCGAUGUCGUAAUACCUUUGCACUGCAGCAAAAUGGAUAUUUUUUUGUUCCAUUUCCUUGAUCAAGACCUCAGCCAACCGGAAUUGGCAGAUCCUCUUCUGUAAUGAAUUUUGUACUAUUCAUUUUGGCUUAGGUUAUUUAUCAGGAAUUGUUUAUUUAAAGUUGCUAGAUGUUCAGUAGAAUAAAAUUCACUUGACUCAGUUAGGUACGAUGGGGUUCCUUGGUAUGCGAAAUUAAGAGGUUGUUUAAAACACGCCUCUGUUUGCCCCUUUUAUGAAGUCUUUUCAGUUUAAAAUUGGAUAUGUAACAAUAUCGAGUUCAGGUGAAAUAUGACCCUCUACGCAUUUAUUUAAGCACUUUCUCAAGUGUCCUUCAAAAGAGCCAAUAGCAACAAUGAAAGGGAUCUAAUAACAGCAAUCAACUGUUUCUCUGUCCAACAUUUGCAAAUGGAUUAUUUUUUGGCAGCUGGCAUUGCUUUCUGUUUAGAAUUGUCAUGUUAAUAGUUGAGCUCAUUGUAGUUUCUUUUAAUAAUUAUGUACAUGUAAUAGACGAUCCUCUGGCUUGAAGUGAUUGCAGGAC